AUGCUUGGUGGGAAGGAUAUUGUAUUUUUUUUUUUACACUUUUUUAAUCCUGUUGGAUGCUGUUUUUCUCCAGUUGCUUUUCUUGUCGUGUUUUACCACAGAGUAAUUGUGCAGGUGGGACUCAUCAAACCAGGAAUGCCGAUGGAAAUUGUUCUCAACAGAGAAUCUCAGCGAAAGACUCCUAGUGUCUUGUCCAUUAGAAACAACGAGAGGUGCUUGCUGUUCGGUGAUGCAGCACAAGCGAUUGCCUCCCGACAUCCUGCCAGUGUCUAUGGACAUCUACUGGAUUUGGUCGCUAAGCAUGCAGAUCAUCCCUCAGUGGUUUUAUUCCGAGAACGCUUUCCACAGUUGAGAAUGGAAAAAGAGGAGAACAUGAGUACCAUCGUCUUUCCGAUUGGCGACACUGUUUAUUCGGUCGAAACUCUACUUGCGAUGCUAUUGACGAAUGUACGGGAGUUUACUGAAGCUUACGCUGAGACGGCUAUUCGUGAUGUUGUAAUUAGCAUACCUGUAUUUUUCACGCAUGCAGAACGCCUCGCUAUUGAAAAAGCUACAGAAAUAGCUAAGUUGAAUCUACUACAGCUCAUUAGUGACGGAACGGCUGCUGGUCUCAACUACGGAAUGUUCCGGCGGAAGGAAAUCACCGAAAAACCACAACGCCUUUUAAUUUAUGACAUGGGCUCAGCAAAGACUGUAGCGACUAUUGUGGAAUACAAAUUGGUGAAAGCCAAAUAUGGCAAUGAGCCGAAGAUGUCCGUACUCGGUGUAGGGUUUGAUCGACGGCUUGGUGGGUUAGAGAUGACAAUGCGGCUGAGAGAUCUUCUGGUAAAAAAGUUCAAUGAGAAUUACAAAUCACAGAAUGAUGUCAUAAGAAAUGAGCGUGCUAUGGCGAAAUUAUUCAAGGAAGCGGAGCGUCUUAAGCAGGUGUUAAGUGCAAAUCUUGACCAUUUUGCUCAAAUCGAAAGUCUUCAUGAAGAAAUCGACAUGCGUGUGCAAGUCACUCGUGAGGAAUUCAAUCGGCUAAUCGAUGAUCUAUUGACACGUCUGGUUGUGCCAAUAGAACAGUCACUAAAAAUGGCCGAAUUGCAACUGGACCAGAUUGAUCAAGUGGUUUUAAUGGGUGCGGGUACUCGUGUGCCGAAGGUGCAAGAAGAGCUGCAAAAGUUCAUCAAAGGAAAGGAACUCGGUCGCUUUUUGAACACCGAUGAGGCUAUUGCCAUGGGAGCGUUGUAUCAGGCUGCUCACCUAAGUAAAGGAUUCAAAGUGAGACCAUUUAUUGUUGAGGAAUUGGUUAUUUUUCCUGUACAGGUAGGUCAGUUUCAUAAAGAGUUCGAUUCGCUUCUUCCAAAACUAAAUACAAUAUCCGUGUUCGGCGUGGCAAAAGCGCUUGAAAAUGAGUUAAAGCCUGAUGAGACAGAUUUUGUUGGAGUGAAGAUCGGAUUUCUAGUGGACUUGUCGGGAGUCCUUCGUAUUGAGAAGGCUGAGGCAGUAAUCAAACGAAAAACUAUCACGAAAACGAUUAGUGGUUUCUUUUCAAAGAAGGCUGAAGAAGGAGAACCGACAGAUUCUGACGAUAAGAAGGAUAAUGGAAUUGGUGAAGCUGUAAAUGAUGCAGAGAGUUUUCAAUCUACUGAUAAGAAAUUGCCUAGUACGGAUGGCAACCCUUUAAACGAUGUCGUCGAAGAAGUGGAUAAGAAAGAUGUAAAUGAGAAUGAGAAACAAUUAGAUGGGAAGAAAGAAGAUGAAGCGCAAGAUGAUAUGAAGCUUGAAUCUGAAGACGGAAAAGGUGGUACAAUAGAAAGAAACGCAUCUACAGAACAAAAUAAAGAAAAUACAACAAGUGAAGCGUUUACGAAGGAGAGGGGUAAAACCCCAGAAGUUGUACGAGUCGUGUUGAAGACCAAGGAAGAGUACCCAACUGUCCAUUUGAUGAGCAAGGACGAUGUCAGUGCUGCCAAGAAGAUCUUGGAACAAUUUGAAAAGCGCGAACGUAAUGCUCGUGAACGUGCAGUGGCCGUGAAUGAAUUGGAAAGUUAUACAUUCGAUGUGAGCCAAUUUAUCGAAGAAGAAGAAUAUAUAAAACAUUCUACGGAAACGGAAAGGAAGUUGCUGCAAGACGAGGUGGGACAAGUUUUCUCAGGGCGAAUAUUUUAG
Messenger RNA from Angiostrongylus costaricensis, 2154 nucleotides. NCBI's taxonomy places the organism in Eukaryota, Metazoa, Nematoda, Chromadorea, Rhabditida, Metastrongylidae. The record is from the annotation of a GenBank genome assembly.